AUGUCUGGCUAUUUGUGUUCAAGACUCCUCUUUUACACUGGCGGAAGACAUCUGUCCAGUUUCUUUGCAGCCAGCCAGCAUGUUUUACCUGAUAAACAGUCUAGAACCUGCCUGCUCUCUUCUCAAGCCCGGAGCUUCUCCUCCCGUAGUGGUCGAUCAGAUGGAAGCUCAGGACAGGAAGGAGAGAACACACUGUGUGCUCCAAGACAUGAAAUGGAUUUCCAGUUGAGCCGGCUGCAGAUCAAUGCUGUUCUGCGUGCUAACGAGCAGUCUGUUCGUAUUCCAGAAUUUGAUAGCCGUGGUGGUCCCAGUCCGGUGCUGAGGUUUGAGAGUAACCAGCUUUCAGCCAACACUCCGCUAGAGGACCGACGCAGCAGUGCCAACUGCCUUCAGACCCGUGGCAUGCUUUUCGGCGUGUUUGAUGGACACGGCGGACAUGCGUGCGCUCAAGCGGUCAGCGAGCGCCUGCCUUAUUACAUUGCUGUGUCGAUGAUGGCAGAGUCUGUCCUGGAGGAUCUAGAGGCUGCCAUGGAGACCUUACGACCCGUGCCGCCCAUUCUGCAGUGGUUUAAGCACCAUAAUGACUACAACUACAGGGAGUCAGCAGCCCUCUACGUCGAUCAUUUGCGUGUUUACUGGCAGGAGCUUCUGGCGAGUGAAGAACAUGGCGACGGCAUGCGCCCUACUGAUGCUCUCAGCUACGCAUUCCAGCGACUCGACACAGAUCUUUCCCUUGAGGCACAGGUGCCGCUCGCAAAUGACCUGAUGCGGAACACAGCCAUCCAGGCCGCCUUCGCUGGCUGCACAGCUUGUGUGGCUCACAUUGGACCAGAGGGUGUGCAUGUUGCAAAUGCAGGAGACUGUCGGGCAGUGUUGGGUGUCCAGGAGGAUGAUGGGAGCUGGAGUGCUCUUCCACUCACACAAGACCACAACGCUACUAAUGUAACCGAGCUGGAGCGGAUAUGGCGGCAGCACCCGGCCAGUGAACGGCAAACCAUAAUCGUAGAUGACAGGCUGCUCGGCGUCCUGAUGCCAUUGCGUGCGUUUGGGGACGUGCGCUUUAAGUGGAGUCGUGAGCUACAGCAGAGUGUUCUAGAGAAUGGAGACUCAGAUUUAGAAGCGCUGAAUCUUUAUCAGUAUGCUCCACCUAAUUAUCUCACCCCACCUUACUUGGAGGCCACACCAGAAGUCACUUACCAUCGGUUGCGGCCACAGGACCGAUUUUUGAUUUUGGCCUCUGAUGGUCUCUGGGACGAGAUGAACAAUGAUGAGGCAGUCAGGCUUGUGGCGGAACAUCUGACAGGUAUUCAUCUGCAGGCUCCGGUUUCAGCCAGCCAGCUUAACUUGGGACAAAUGCAGCAGCUACUGCUGCGGCGACGGGCCAGGGCAACGCCCGCUUUGGAUUUGAAUGGAGCCACACACUUGAUUCGCCAUGCCCUGGGCACAAAUGAGUAUGGAGAGAUGGACCAGGAGAGAUUGGCAACCAUGCUGGCUCUGCCUAGUGAUUUAGCACGCAUGUACCGUGAUGACAUCACUGUCACCGUGAUUUACUUUAACCCAAACUUCAAUAAAACUAAUAACUAAUAAAGAAGAACAUUUUAAAGUUUCAUAUAUAUAAAAUUAUAUUUGAAGAAUUGUUUUUAGCUGUGAUUUUUUUUUUUUUUUUUUAAUGCAUUUGAGGCAAUGUUUUUUUGUCUUUUAUAUAGUUGCAUACACCUCAAAAUGCCUACAGGUGACUUUAUUUUGAGUUCGCAACAGAUUCUUGCAUUUUGUUUUGGAAAAUGUGAAUACAAACAAUGAGGGUAGAAUUCAGUGAAUCACUUUAAAUGGAACAAGGUUACAAAUGUGAAGGUAAAGUCUUAAUCUGUCUAUGUAGUUCAGGCACUAAUAAAAAGCAUCUCUGAAACUGCUUUUUUUUAUACCUCAUCUUUUUAUGACGAGUGUAGUUGUCUAGAAUUUUCGCAUUAGGCUGUUUGUUUUUGUUUUUUUUUGUCUACAGAUUGUUCAUUAUAGUUAUAUUGGGUAUAUCUGUUCAAAGAAGUGGUCAUUUAAGUGUAUUUUUCACAACAGGAGAAUUAGAAUAAUGACAAAUAUUCUUCUUUACUCUGUAGCUGUUCCAUAAGAUAUUAAUAUCACUUGCAUUAAGUAUAAGAUGCUGUACAGCCUGAAGAUUACAAGAAUUUAGCACACUUGGCUCCUGCUAUUUUUUUCUGGGCUGUCUUGGCUUGUGCUAUGAAGACAUUUUCACUUUGCACUUUGAAGUGACUGUAGCUUGUGUCAAUGUACCACAACAAAAUUCUUGUCAAUGGUUAAACUGAUAAUAUUUGUAGUGCAAAGUAUGAAGGUCAUAGGAGCCAGUUUUAUGGAAGGUUUUAUUAUACGUUACAUUUUAUGUCAGCAUUACAUCAACUUGCAAGUAUAUUUCAAAAUCACUUUGCUUGAGAAAAAUGAUCUUUUACACUGCUUAUGUAGAUUCAUGAAGUAAAACAGGUGCACCAUAUUUUCUGGUAGUAAACAAUGUUUUGCUUUUUUAUAUUUUUGUUAUUUGUGUCUAUAAUGUUACUAUUUGUUCUGUUCUAAUUUGAGUGACAGACUUCAGAGACUCUCCUCUUUUAGAUAUUUUUAAAUGGGAUAAUAUAUUUUCACUGCAGAAUUUUGUCUUUGUAUUUUUAUGAUGUCUGUUAUAUUCACCCUAUCUGGUUAUUAAAAGAUGUUUAAUCCAAA
This is a messenger RNA of Ctenopharyngodon idella (grass carp), 2724 nucleotides long. RefSeq names its product putative pyruvate dehydrogenase phosphatase isoenzyme 2 (gene pdp2). NCBI's taxonomy places the organism in Eukaryota, Metazoa, Chordata, Actinopteri, Cypriniformes, Xenocyprididae. The record is from RefSeq and is a predicted model, not a curated record. Gene Ontology annotation, molecular function: cation binding; protein serine/threonine phosphatase activity. Bases 1 to 1584 code for a protein of 527 amino acids. The transcript has a single exon. Gene Ontology annotation, biological process: protein dephosphorylation.